AUGAGUCUGAAGGAAGAUGAUGUGGAGAAGUUUCUCGAUGGUAACCCUACUUUUGCCAAGCAAUAUUUCGAUAAGAAACUGAGACCAGAGCCACUGAGUAGCAUUCAGACAUCAGAGGAGAGCGAGAUACUUUUUGAGUUGAUUCAAGACAUGCAGGAAAGCAUUAACAUGGAGAAGGUUGUUUUCAAGACUCUAAGAAGAAUCAGCUCUCUCAUCCACGCAGACCGCUGCAGCCUUUUUAUGUUCAGGCAAAGGAACGGCACACCAGAGCUGGCUACCAGGCUUUUCAAUAUUGAGAAAGACAGCAUGCUGGAGGAAUGCUUGGUGUCUCCAGAUUGUGAAAUUGUCUAUCCUUUGGACAUGGGCAUCGUGGGGCAUGUUGCUCAAACGAAGAGAACUAUAAACAUAAAGGAUGUCAAUGAGUGCACUCAGUUCAGCAGAUUUGUUGAUGAACUCACCGAAUACACUACAAGGAACAUACUUGCAACUCCCAUUACGAAUGGCAAAGAUCUCGUUGCUGUGAUCAUGGCCAUUAAUAAGAUACAUGGCACGUUCUUCACCAGCUCUGAUGAAAGUCUUUUCCUGAAGUAUCUGAAUUUUGCCUCCUUAAAUCUGAAAAUUUAUCAUUUGAGUUAUCUUCACAAUUGUGAGACUCGACGAGGCCAGGUGCUGUUGUGGUCAGCGAAUAAGGUAUUUGAGGAGCUGACGGAUAUCGAGAGGCAGUUCCACAAAGCUUUUUAUACAGUGAGAGCAUAUUUGAACUGUGAUAGAUAUUCAGUGGGCCUUCUGGAUAGGACCAAACAGAAGGAUUUUUUUGACUUGUGGCCAGUUCUAAUGGGUGAAGUUCCACCUUAUUCCGGACCUCGGACUCCAGAUGGCAGAGAAAUAGUCUUUUACAAAGUCGUUGAUUAUAUCCUACAUGGAAAAGAAGAUAUUAAAGUUAUCCCAAACCCAACAGCAGAUCACUGGGCACUUGCUACUGGACUCCCAACGUAUGUCGCUGAAAGUGGCUUUAUCUGCAACAUUAUGAAUGCCGCUGCAGAUGAGAUGUUUAAAUUUCAGGAAGGUCCUGUAGAUGACUCAGGCUGGAUCAUCAAAAAUGUAUUAUCUAUGCCAAUAGUAAACAAAAAAGAAGAAAUUGUUGGUGUUGCCACAUUUUACAACAGAAAAGAUGGGAAGCCAUUUGAUGAACAGGAUGAGACUCUCAUGGAGUCUUUGACCCAGUUCCUGGGCUGGUCUGUCCUCAAUACGGAUACUUACGAUAAGAUGAACAAGCUGGACAAUCGCAAGGACAUUGCUCAGGACAUGGUGUUGUACCACGUGAAGUGUGAUAAGGAUGAAAUUCAGGGAAUCUUGCCAACAAGAGAGAGGCUGGGGAAAGAACCAAUGGAAUGUGAAGAAGAUGAAUUAACGGUAUUACUGAAAGAAGAACUGCCAGACCCCAUUCAGUCCGAGAUCUAUGAGUUCCACUUCUCCGAUUUCAAUUGUACAGAACUAGAGCUUGUGAAGUGUGGAAUUCAAAUGUACUACGAGCUUGGGGUGGUGAAAAAGUUCCAGAUUCCACAAGAGGUGCUUGUAAGAUUCAUGUAUUCUGUCAGCAAGGGUUACAGAAAGAUUACGUACCACAACUGGCGGCAUGGCUUCAAUGUAGCACAGACUAUGUUCACGCUUUUAAUGACUGGCAAACUGAAGCGUUACUACACAGACCUUGAAGCCCUUGCUAUGGUAACUGCAGCUUUGUGUCAUGAUAUUGAUCACAGGGGCACCAACAACCUUUAUCAAAUGAAAUCUCAACAUCCGUUAGCAAAACUUCAUGGUUCAUCAAUUUUAGAGCGACAUCACUUGGAAUUUGGAAAGUUCUUGCUUUCAGAAGAGUCGCUAAAUAUCUACCAGAAUCUCAACAGGAGACAGUUUGAGCACGUGAAUCAUUUGAUGGAAAUUGCGAUCAUAGCUACGGACUUGGCACUUUACUUCAAAAAGAGAACUAUGUUUCAGAAGAUUGUUGAUGAGUCCAAGACCUAUGACAAUGAAAAUGCCUGGACUGAAUAUUUGUCUCUGGAAACGACAAGAAAAGAGAUUGUCAUGGCUAUGAUGAUGACUGCCUGUGACUUAUCUGCGAUCGCUAAACCCUGGGAAGUGCAGAGUAAGGUAGCGUUCCUAGUCGCUGGUGAAUUCUGGGAACAGGGUGACUUGGAAAUAAGUGUACUUCAGCAGCAGCCAAUCCCUAUGAUGGACAGGAGAAAAGCUGCUGAGCUUCCAAAGCUUCAAGUCGGUUUCAUUGACUUUGUGUGCACGUUUGUCUAUAAGGAAUUUUCACGUUUCCACGAGGAAAUUCAUCCGAUGUAUGAGAGAUUGCUGAACAACAGAAAGGAAUGGAAGGCUCUUGGUGAUGAGUAUGAUGCAAAAAUGAAAGCGUUGGAAGAAGAGAAGAAAAAAGAGGAGGAAAAAAUGGCUGCACAGCAAGCAGCUAUGACAAGUUGCAAUGGAAGAACUCCCCCCUCUAGAACCUGUUGUAUCAUUUAAACCUAUUUCUGCUGGUGUAUGAACUACG
This is a messenger RNA of Caretta caretta (loggerhead turtle), 2551 nucleotides long. RefSeq names its product phosphodiesterase 6B (gene PDE6B). The record is from RefSeq and is a predicted model, not a curated record. Gene Ontology annotation, molecular function: protein binding; 3',5'-cyclic-nucleotide phosphodiesterase activity. Gene Ontology annotation, biological process: signal transduction. Lineage: Eukaryota; Metazoa; Chordata; Testudines; Cheloniidae.